GUGUCCUGGAGUUGGAGCCCAGACCAGCUGAGAUGCCUUCUCUGGGCUUGGUGAUGGAGAACGGCCAGGCGCUCCCGGCCUUCCUGCUCUGCGGCACACUGCUGGUCAUCAAGAUGUACGCGGUGGGUGUCAUCACAGGCUACACCAGGCUUCGGAAGAAGGCUUUUGCCAACCCGGAAGAUGCCCUAAAACAUGGAGGCCUCCAGUUCUACAGGAGUGAUCCAGAUGUGGAGCGCUGCCUCAGAGCCCACCGCAACGACAUGGAGACUAUCUACCCCUUCCUCUUCCUGGGCUUCGUCUACUCCUUCCUGGGACCAGAACCUUUGAUCGCCUGGAUCCAUUUCCUUGUUGUCCUCACAGGCCGUGUGGUGCACACGGUAGCCUACCUGGGCAAGCUGAACCCACGUGUCCGCUCUGGAGCCUACGUCCUGGCCCAGUUCUCCUGUGUCUCCAUGGCCCUGCAGAUCCUCUGGGAAGUGGCCCAUCACCUGUGACCAGUGGCUGGAACCUCUUCAUUUACCACACUGUGGACAGAAGCCACUGAGGCUGAGCCUGGAGACUUGGUGUCCCUUCUAAAAGAGGGAUGGGCUCAGGUCCCAGGUUCCUGGCCACCUAGGUGUGUUGGAUCCCUGAGCCCAAUGUGUGCGCGUGUGUUUCUUUGCCUCUUGGGGUCUGGAUGCCCAACUAGAACCACUUACAGAUGAACUGUCAAGAUGGACAGAAUGUCCUUGACCCUUAAACAUCCCACCCACACCCCCUCGUGCCUCGUAGUGGUGCACGCCUUCCAUCCCAGCACUGGGGAGGCAGAGGCAGGUGGAGCUCUGUGAGUUCCAGGGCAGCCUGGUCUACAGAGCGAGUUCCAGGACAGUCAGGGCUACACAGAGAAACUCUGUCUCAAAAAACCAACCAAAAAAAACAAAAAAACAAUCGAAAGGACAGAGGAUUCUCUAACAAAGCCAUCAUUCCAUCCAGGGCUAAAAAUGAAGACUUCUCAAACCUACCCACAACUCUGGCCAGCCCAAAGAGAGACACCUGGCUGGUAUGUGUCCUCACAAGAGACCCAGCGGCGGCCAGAUCCCUCUCAGACUGCGCAGCUGGGGUGCUUGCUAUUUUUCAGAGGUGGGCAGGUCUGCACGUCCCUGUUGACACCUCUCUGUUCUUUGUUCUGAGUGCCUUAGUACAGGCUGAGGAAUGGUGAGUGCCAUACAGUAAGCUCUACCUGCCUGCUCAAGGCCUUCGCUCCUCCGAAAGGCAGUCGGUGAUGGGCUUUGGCCGGCCAGCUACGGAAAGUGAACUUUGGGCUUGUUCAGUAUCUAUGAGGUUUGAAGAUACUAGACAUCUACCCCUGUGGAAAACCUCACGUGUGUGUGUGUGUGUGUGGUGUCCCAGAGUCCUCCUGAGACCUGUUCAGGGUUAGUCAUUAAACAGCAAUGUGUGAC
Molecule: messenger RNA, 1439 nt
Organism: Microtus ochrogaster (prairie vole)
Lineage: Eukaryota; Metazoa; Chordata; Mammalia; Rodentia; Cricetidae
Gene: Ptges
Product: prostaglandin E synthase
Biological process (GO): prostaglandin biosynthetic process
Cellular component (GO): membrane
Molecular function (GO): prostaglandin-E synthase activity
Source: RefSeq, a predicted model, not a curated record